UUAUUAUAAAGUUUCUAAUACUAAUAUUUAUUUUUUAUUUACGCUACACUUGUCACUUACUACCUACUGUUAUUAUUAUAAUAAUAUUGUAUUGCUUCUAUAAGUCUUAAUGACAACAAUUGCUAUAAAAAUUAUUUGUUAAUCAGUAAUUCUGGCUUAAAUUUGACGCUUUUAGUCUUGUAAAAUAUUGUAAAUAUAAUUAUGGAAAACAUAGAAAAGUAUAUUCCGGUGUGUGAAUGCGAAGGCGAAGAUUUUAUGGAGAUACCGUUGGAAAGCGAUGGUACUCUUUCAACAGCUACCCUGAGCGCAUACUUUCCCGGAGUCACAGGUCUCAAGUUUCGACUUGAUUCAUAUUCACCAUAUAGAGCACUUAGACUGUACGACGGUAAAUUCCACGCUCCUGAAGGCAGUUGGGCUGGUCAUAAAUUCUAUUGUGUCCAUCCCAAGGGCGAUAAGCGAAAACUCGAAGAGACUGACUGCAAACCGUCUAAAGGUUACCAUAGUAUGAGUUGUACUGAUCUGAUUGUUCUCGGUUUACCUUAUCAACUAUCAGAAACUCAAAUGCGAGAAUAUUUUGUACAAUUCGGAAAACUAGUCAUGGUUCAGAUAAAGCGAGAUGCAUCUGGAAAUUCUAAAGGAUUUGGUUUUAUUCGAUAUGAAGAUUAUAGUUCUCAGGCAAAAGCCCUUGGACAGCGACAUUAUGUUAAUAAUCGAUGGGUUGAAGUCAAAAUACCUGCCUCAAAAGAGGGAUAUUAUUCUAAAGUACCUCAUAAGAUAUUUGUUGGCCGUCUUACUGAAGAUAUUAGUGAACCAGAUUUAAGUAAAUAUUUCUCUCAGUAUGGCGAAAUCACCGAUGUAUUCAUACCAAAACCAUUUAGAGCAUUUGGUUUUGACUUUAACGAUGCCUCUGUAGCACAAAGCCUCUGUGAUGAAGAUCAUAUUGUUAAAGGAGUAUCCCUCCAUAUAUCUGAAGCAAACCCUAAGUCUGACCAAAACAGGGAUAAACAAGUUAGUAACCAACAACAAUAUAUGAGCAGUGUUCUAACAAACGGAAUGCUAGCUGCUGCACUUAACCAAGUUGCAUAUCAAACACAACCAAUUCCUUACCAAACCCAUCGUACAUAUGGAAAAGUACAAGACUGGAAACGCCGGGAUCAUACAAAUUCUGAAACCUCAAAUGCAAUUUCUUUAUUUAUUUAGGUUACUUUAGUUACUAAAAAAAUAUCCUAUAUUGUAAAAUCAAAAUAUAUUGAUUAUACAGCUGUUGUACCUCUGCAUUUUCUGUAAUCUAUAAUUAUAUGUUGACAUUUAAUAAAGUGUAUAAAUAUUUCA
Molecule: messenger RNA, 1332 nt
Organism: Aphis gossypii (cotton aphid)
Lineage: Eukaryota; Metazoa; Arthropoda; Insecta; Hemiptera; Aphididae
Product: TAR DNA-binding protein 43-like
Biological process (GO): regulation of gene expression
Cellular component (GO): nucleoplasm
Molecular function (GO): RNA binding
Source: RefSeq, a predicted model, not a curated record